Molecule: messenger RNA, 762 nt
Organism: Diversispora eburnea
Lineage: Eukaryota; Fungi; Glomeromycota; Glomeromycetes; Diversisporales; Diversisporaceae
Source: the annotation of a GenBank genome assembly
AUGUUUGCUCUAACUGCCAUCAAAGGAGUUGGUCGGCGUUAUGCAAAUCUUGUUUGUAAAAAGGCCGAUGUCGAUUUACGCAAGAGAGCUGGUGAAUUAAGUACAGAAGAAUUGGAACGUAUAGUGACAAUUAUCCAAAAUCCUACACAAUAUAAAAUUCCACUUUGGUUUUUGAAUAGACAAAAGGAUAUUAAUGAUGGAAAGUAUACUCAAGUUUUAGCGAAUAGUUUAGAAUCUAAACUUCGUGAAGACUUGGAAAGAUUGAAGAAAAUUCGUGCUCAUCGUGGUCUGAGACAUUAUUGGGGAUUAAGAGUACGUGGUCAACACACAAAAACUACUGGUAGACGUGGUAGAACUGUUGGUGUGUCCAAAAAGAAAGCAGUUCAUGCUGAAUUUCCGUUGAAUAAUUUCACAAAAUUCUUUACAUUCUUAACAAAACACGUCUUGUGUUACUAUUCCUCACACCAACGAAAUAUUCCUUAUAUUCUUUCAUCAAAAAAUAUGAAGUUUAAUACAAUUUUAAUAUUGGGUGCUCUUUUGUCUGGGUUUUUUGUUACGAUUCAAGCAAUGCCAGUUGAUAGUGGCGAUGCCAUAGAAAUUCUUGCGAAACGAGAUGUUGAAGGCAUUGAAAUUCCAAGUGUCCUUGAAGCACGUGACACGACCAUUGAGAACAAUGAUGAUUUAGAAAAACGACAAAGGACUUCUAGAACUGGCGGCGGUUGGUACCGUGAGAAUCCUAUUUCUGGUGGUAGUAAAUUUUAA